Molecule: messenger RNA, 495 nt
Organism: Gloeophyllum trabeum ATCC 11539
Lineage: Eukaryota; Fungi; Basidiomycota; Agaricomycetes; Gloeophyllales; Gloeophyllaceae
Exons: 2
Coding region: 1-495 (164 amino acids)
Molecular function (GO): flavin adenine dinucleotide binding; saccharopine oxidase activity; sarcosine oxidase activity
Source: RefSeq, a predicted model, not a curated record
AUGGCGGCUCCCUUGCCCCAUUCACCGCCAAAUAAGGACGCACAUGUCCUCGUCGUGGGUGCUGGUACCUUCGGUCUUUCGUCGGCCUUCCAUUUAGCCAGUCGAGGUUAUAGCAAUGUAACAUGCAUCGACCGCUGGGAGGUACCGAGCAAGUCAUCGGCUGGAUGGGAUAUUUCCAAGAUCGCCCGGACAGAAUACGCCAGUCCGAUAUACACGCGCAUCGCCCACGAGUCGCUCGAUGCAUGGCGAGAGUCAGAACCCUUUGCUUCGGCUAAGCUUUUCCAUCAGACAGGAUGGCUUCAUAUGAAGCCGGCCGAUAUGCCCCAGUCGCUCCUGGAGCGUUUCGAGCUCGGGCUAGAGAACACCAAGCGAUACGGUGACGGUAGCCAGAUCGAGUACUUGCCAGACGAAGAGGCCAUCAAGUCGAAAUGCCCGCUUAUCAGCGGCGAUCUGAAGGGAUGGACGGGAAUAUUCAACGGCAAGUCUCAGGCAUAG